UUGGCGGCGGCUUACGAAGAGUGCCGCCGGGUGACACGGCGCGAGGCUCGCAACUUUUACUUCGCCUUCCUCACGCUGCCGGCUCGGCAGAGGAGAGCAAUCUACGUUGCUUACACGUUCUGCCGGCAUUGUGACGAUUCGGUCGACGCCGAAGGCACAUACGAGGAGAAGUUGCAGCGCGUUGAGUACCUGCGGAGCCGGUUGGGCGCAGCAUACGCCGGGCACGCCGACCAACCGCUGUUCGUCGGGUUGGCCGAUGUGGCGGCAGCCCAUAACAUCCCGGAGGAGUACUUCCAGGAGGUGCUGAACGGGGUGGAGUCCGACCUGGUAAAGACCAGGUACGCGAAUUUUGACGAAUUGCGCGCCUACUGCUACCAAGUGGCAUCGGUGGUGGGGCUGAUUUGCGUUCAUAUUUUCGGUUAUCGCGGAGGCGAGGACGCACACCGGGGCGCAAUCGACCUGGGCCUGGCGAUGCAACUGACCAAUAUCUGCCGAGACGUGCGCGAGGACUGGGAAUUCGGGAGGGUCUAUUUGCCGCAGGACGAGUUGGAACGGUUCGGCGUUACCGAAACGGACCUGGAGAAUCACGCCGUGACCGACGGUUUCGCCAGCCUGAUGCAAUUCCAGAUCGACCGGGCGCGGGAGUAUUUCGCCAGCGGCAGAAGCCUGCUGCCGCUCCUCUCACCAAGAUCCCGGGCCUGCCCCGCUGCUCUGGGUCUCAUUUACGGCGGGGUGCUCGACAGGAUCGAAGCCGCGGGAUACGACGUGUUCCGCGAGCGGAUCGGCCUGAGCAAAGGGGCGAAGCUGGCGCUGAUGGCCCGGGCCUGGCUUACGGGUCCCAUUGAUGAAGUGACUGGCAGUCGCGGCGAUAGAAGACCAUCAGCGCUGGUCAUUGGCGGCGGAUUGGCCGGGAUCGCCGCGGCGGCCCGGCUGGCCGAAUACGGCUGGCAGGUGACGUUGCUGGAGGCUCGAACCUCGUUGGGAGGUCGGGCUUUUUCGUUUGAUGACCGGGAAAGCGGUCGCGAGUUGGACAACGGGCAGCAUGUGAUUGUAGGUGCGUGUCACAACCUCGUUUCCUUCUUCGAACGCAUCGGCGUUGGCGACCUCUGGCACCUACAGCCAAGGCUGAACGUCGAUGUAUAUGACGGGUCGGGACGCAAAGGAAAGUUGUAUGGUCUGGGCGGCCCCGCGCCGGGGCACCUGCUUGCGGCGUUAGUCACCUACCGGCACCUGAGCGUCGGAGACAAGCUCAAGGCGGUGCGCGGGGUGAUCGCUGCGAUGUUCGCCAACCGGUCCGCGCACGAGCUGGAAACCAUGUCGUUUUACGAAUGGCUACGAGCCCACGGCCAGUCGGAACGGGGCAUCUACAACCUGUGGAACGUCGUCAUCGAGGGGACGCUAAACGACAACAUCCGCGACGUCAGCGCGGCGAUGGGGUUGAUGAUCGUGCAGGAUGGUCUGUUGACCGGGCGGCGCACCGCCAACAUCGGGUAUCCCAAGGCCCCCCUGGGCCAGGCUGUAGGCGCACCGUGCGAAGCCUACCUGGACAGGCUCGGGGUGCGGACGCUACUGGGUUGUACGGCGCAGGGCAUCGAAACGGGUGCGGACGGGCUGGUGCAGCGUUUGGUCACGGCGUCCGGCCAGGUCAUGUCUGCGGAUGCCUACGUGAGCGCAGUGCCGUUCUGGGUUCUGCCCAACCUGAUCCCGGACCAUCUGGCAAAAAAAGCGCCUUUCAAUGAGAUUGGCGGGCUUCGAGCUUCGCCCAUCGUCAACGUGCACCUGGAUUACGACCGCACGGUGAUGGACGGAGAUUUCUGUUACUUCCUGGACAGCCCGUUGCAAUGGGUCUUCAACGGUUCGCGAAUUCGCGGGACCGACCGGCGGGAGGAUGGCCCGUCGUUAGACGAUGGCCAGUCGUUGACAGUGUCGAUUAGCGCGGCAUGGGAUCACAUCGACCUUCCGCGCGGGGAGCUGGCCGGAAGUAUUGCCGAAGAGAUGCGGUCCGUCUUCCCCAGGGCUCGACGCGCGCAGCUUGUGGGCUCGACGGUGGUGAAACAGCGGAACGCGACAUUCAGGUGCACUCCCGGCGCGCAGCGAAUGCGACCCGGCCCGACCACCGUGGCACCCAACCUCUUUUUGGCCGGGGAAUGGACCGACACCGGAUGGCCUUCGACUAUGGAGGGGGCCAUCAUCAGCGGAUAUAAUGCCGCUGCAGCGGUCAUGUCGAGUUUCGGCAACGCCGCAGAUACAUCGGAGGAAAAGAGUGGCCGACCAAUGGUCUGA
Messenger RNA from Geodia barretti, 2283 nucleotides. NCBI's taxonomy places the organism in Eukaryota, Metazoa, Porifera, Demospongiae, Tetractinellida, Geodiidae. The record is from the annotation of a GenBank genome assembly.